Molecule: messenger RNA, 324 nt
Organism: Daldinia decipiens
Lineage: Eukaryota; Fungi; Ascomycota; Sordariomycetes; Xylariales; Hypoxylaceae
Product: complex 1 protein-domain-containing protein
Exons: 2
Coding region: 1-324 (107 amino acids)
Cellular component (GO): mitochondrion
Source: RefSeq, a predicted model, not a curated record
AUGCGCCUCAUUCAAGGUAGAUCGAGUCUGCGCUCUGCCAUUGCCGUCCGAGACUAUGCCACUAGCUCACCGAAGGGUCGGCUAGGCGCAGCUCUGAGUUUAGACCAUUUCCUCUUACGUUCACGUACCCUAUCCCUCUAUCGUAGUAUAAUCCGCGGUACGAGACAAAUUAGUGACCCGACUACUCGCGCCGAGACACGCAGUUUUGUGCGCGGAGAGUUCGAGCGGCAUCGCAAUGUCACUGAUAUAAAUCAUAUACGCUAUCUCUUAUCGACCGGCAAGACGCAAUGGGAGGGCAUGGAGAGGUAUAUUGGGGGCAUGUAA